ACACACACACACACACAUCCAGUCAGUCAGUGUCCCUUCGGCCUUCAAGGAGAGUGGGUGUGCUGCAGAGUCUCUCGUUGAAGGGUGACUUGACCGCCAGUUCCUCCCCUUCCCCUGCCUCCCCCAGAGCAAGGUGCUGAUUGACGCCUCCGGUUACCUGCCCAUCACCCCCCACAAGGAUACCACCGUUGAAGGAGUCCUACAGCCACACCCACAUCCUACAGGAACCCAGACACCCUUGAAAACCCAUCCUACGACACCCAGGACACCCCAAACCUCUUAAAGGGAGUCAGAACCUAAGCCAACCCGAUCACAUAAGACAUCAGAGGAACCAGUUGGAGUAUAAGGAAUCGAACGCAAAUUUAAAGGGAUUCAAGUGUUUAUUAAGGGAUUGAAACCUUUUAAAAGGGAUCGAGGGGUUUAUAAGAGAUUCCAAGGCUUUCUGAAGGGGAUCAAGGCGUUCUAAGGGCAGGAUGGCGUGGCUGAGCACCGAGUUCUACUUCUACAAGGGCAGCCCACCUUGCCGCGCCGUCUGGAUGACCUUGAAACUCCUGAACGUCGACUACGAGCCCAAGGAAAUAGAUCUCCUGAAGGCAGAAAACAAGCGGCCGUGGUUCCUCAGGCUGAACCCGCAGCACACUGUUCCUACACUGACCGAGGGCGAUUUUGCACUCUGGGAGAGUCGUGCCAUCAUGAUGUACCUGAUGAACAAGUAUGCCACGGAGGAGAACCAAUACCUGUACCCCAAGGAGCCCGAAGAAAGAGCGAAGGUGGAUCGAAUGCUCUUCUUUGAUAUGGGAACCUUCUACCAUGCGAUCAAGGAGUAUUUCGGCCCGAAGAUGUACGAGGGCCUCCCACUGGACCCGGAGAAGGAGAACUUGCUGAAGACUAGCCUGGACUACCUCGACCAUUUCCUGGAGAUCGGCGGAGUCCAGUACCUUUGCGGGGAUCGGAUUACUCUUGCAGACAUCGCCCUCCUCGCCUCCGUCACCGAGUUGGACGCAAUGGAAUACAGCUACAAGUGUUACGGGGAGUUCAACAGAUGGGUCGAGCGCGUGAAGGCCGCAGUCAAGCCUUACAAGGAAUGCUGUCUGGAGGGCGUGCAGAUGACCAAGGACCGCACCAAGCUCCUCGAAAGCGAAGUCAAGAAGCAGAUGGAGAAGGAACGCAAGGCUUCCCUGCCCAAGAAGUAAAAAGACAAGAGAGGGCGGGCGGGCGGGUCGCGGUAGGAUCUCGCUAGGGAAUAUCCUUCACGGAAUUAAGCUUAGACUGGGAUAGUACUCAUUCAUUGUUGUUUAGUUACUGGUUAUGUAUUCGUUGUAUUCUGUAAGCCGCCCUCCCGCUGAGAUAAGGAGUUUCGAGCGCAAAGUGGGGAUAUGGAGAGAACUGCGCAGUGGAUGAAGAAGCGGGUCUGCGCAGCGUAGAUUCUAAGCACAAAGCAACAAAAGCCUCACUACUUAAUGUAUUACUAGCACAUCACUUCUGUAUCGUUUAUUCAUAAUUUAGCGUCAUCAAGUCAUGUAUAAGUCACCAUUUUAUUCCAUUUCCCAGUCUUGCCGAGGUUCAAACACUUAUCAAAGAGGAGAGAAAGAAACCUUAGAAAUACUUAAGAUUGCCAACUAAGAUUAAUGAUAAAGAAAUAAGUAUAUAUAAGAAAAGAAAAACAAUGGUCUGCGCCUCAGAAGCAUAAUUGACCGUGUUGUGAAGUGAGCGCUUGUUUUCGUUUUUCUUUUGUUUACAUUUUGCGCGCCUUAUAAUAUAGAGAGCAGAAGACAUGCACGCGUUAUAGGUUCAUAUCGUUUAUACUUUACGUUCAAUUCCUUUAUAUAAUUUUUUUGUUGUUGUUAUUCUGGGAGUUUUCGUUUUUCAUUUGUUUUCGUUUGCGUUUUUUGCUUUACGUGUUUUUGAAGGCUUUUGCUGUGCUUCCCUCCAUGGCUGAGAGAGAGAGAGAGAGAGAGAGAGAGAGAGAGAGAGAGUGUUUUUGGCGCGCGGAUCUUGAGUCACGAGCCUAAAAUAUAAAUGACCAACCUAAGCCUUCUUGGAGUGGCUAACCGCGGGAAAGGCAGCAAAAAAGUUAUUAAAUAUGCCAAAAUGAGUCAUGCGCGUCGAGUUUAUGAUAAAAAUAACACUAAACUUCCCUAAUGGCACUUAAAUCUGGCACUACCUUAAUAAAUAAUGAUGUCUGAAGGUAAUUUAAGGGUGGUAAGCGUUGUCAAAUCAUAAAUCGUGAGUGAAAAUAAGAGAAAAAGCCUCAUUAUCGAACAUCAGUUUCCCGGAUGGUGACUUAAAUUUUCCACUUCCUUGAAAAUAGGGGGAUCUGAAGGUAAUUUAAAGGACCUUAGCGCUGUCAAAUCAUAAAUCGUGAGUGAAUAUGAGAGAAAAGGCGUCAUUAUCGAACACAAUUUCCCGGAUGGUGACUUAAAUCUACUUCCUUGAAAAUAGGGGGAUCUGAAGGUAAUUUAAAGGACCUCAGCGCUGUCAAAUCAUAAAUCGUGCGUGCGCCUCGUGUUGUCAUUCCAUAAAGUCCGUGGAUUUUAGUCGAUUUUCACGUGAAGAUGAGGCUGCGAGGUCCCAAGAAGACAGAUGAUGGCAAAACAAUCCUAAUCAAUCCUUAGGUGAGGCAUUUUAAUUAGUUCAUAUAAUCAUCGUUACCAGCUGUGUAGAUGAGGUGGUACUGUUGUAUUAGUAUUAUUUGUAUCAUUUAUAUUAUUAUUGCAAAAGUGGGUUCAUUAGUUUUUUUUUACAGUAGAGGAAACAGUUCAAGGGCAAAAAAAUAAAGGAAAAUAAUGAGAAAAAAAAGCCCACUACUCUCUGCUUCUACAAAAAAGAGGAGUGAUCGAAAGAUAAGUCAAUUUCGGGAGGUGUUCUGAGGCAUUUGUUAGGUUUUGUUUUAUAAUAUAUCGUUACCAGUUGUGUAGAUGAGAUGGGAUUGUUGAUUUGUUGUAUUCGUAUUAUUUUUAUCAUUUCUAUUAUUAUUGCAAAAGUGGAUACAUUAGGUGGAGUAGAAAGCCAAAGUCUACAUCGCUCCACAUAUCAGGGAUUCAUGACAACACCACAACACCUUUCAACACCACUGAUACACCUGUUAAUUAAGGUGUUCAGCGGCGUAACCACCACCACCACCACAUAGCUCUCACCAGCCUCCCGAGCAGCGAUGCCAGAUUAUCGUACUCGGAGGAUCAUAUUUACCGGUUUCUGCCCCAUAACUGUUGACAAGAAACAGCAAUAAUUGGUCAUUUUAACGUUAACUAUAUACAAAGCCAGUUAUUGAGGUGUGAGAAAGAGUUUUUGGGUUGGAAAUCAGCAAACAUAUAAGGUUGGGUACGAGAAUCUGGCAACGUUGCUCCCGAGUUGAAGCUACACGCACGCCAUCUGUAGGCUUCAAAACGCAAAAUCUCACAACCGCGUGCCUUACUAAAGUGCAUUAAACCCCAUUCAGAGUAACUUGAGUGCCAUCUACUGAGUGCCUUAUCGAAACUAAUCGUGUCUUCCCAGAGUUCAAGAAUGUCACAGGAUCCAUUAAACGUAAAACCCAAUAGAUUCAUACGAGUUAAUGGUUCUUAUAUAGGUGGGCAUUCUAAGAGUACGGUACCGAUUCUCACAUCAAUUAUUUUUAAAGGCCAAAAAGAGAGGUAAAAUGCAUUCUUAUGGGUAUAGUUUAGGGUUCAUGGUACAGAAGAAGGGUCAAACUACCAGAAGGGUCAUAAAACUGCCCCUGGAAAUGCCCCAAACUCCUAUGAAAAUCUAUGUAUUAUAAUCCUUAGCUUCCUCGCUACCACCUUGCAUUAGACUGGCGAUCAGUUGAAGUUAUUAAAGAUCGCUGAUGACAGAUUGCAUUUUCAUUAGUGUUAAUUGUAUUUGCUUUAAGAAUAGAAAGUUGGGUCAAUAUUAAUGAUUCAAUAAGUCUCUAAUCACUUUGCCUUCCCUUUGAUAUGCUUACGACCAUUAUUAUUAGAUUUUAAUGGAUAGAAGAGUAAAGACAGAUGCCAAGAGGUUGAUCGUGUGUGUGUGUGUGUGUGUGUGUGUGUGUGUGUGUGUGUGUGUGUGUGUGUGUGUGUGUGUGUGUGUGUUCGCCUGUCUGCCGUUCACAAAGACUGACAGGAAAUUAUAAAAAAAACAAGUAUUAUUGAAAAAUCUUGAUAUCUUGCACCGGUGACCUUAAUAUAUGUGUGUGUGUGUGUGUGUGUGUGUGUGUGUGUGUGUGUGUGUGUGUGUACUUAUGCCAUGUGGUUGUCACGCUCAGCAUUUAUUAUCCCGGCGACGUGUGUACAUUUACGAGAGAACACAUACACACACACACACACACACACACACACACACACACACACACACACACACACACACACACACACACACACACACACGUACACACACACACACACCUGCAAACACCUGCCUGCCGCCGUUUGUUGUGUCCCUCAGUGUUACAAGAGCAGUUUAUGGGUUUUGUUGCUUCUCAGUUGUGUGUGAAAUAAAACUGGAUUCUCUGAUA
Molecule: messenger RNA, 4492 nt
Organism: Eriocheir sinensis (Chinese mitten crab)
Lineage: Eukaryota; Metazoa; Arthropoda; Malacostraca; Decapoda; Varunidae
Product: glutathione S-transferase 1-1-like
Exons: 7
Coding region: 474-1193 (239 amino acids)
Biological process (GO): glutathione metabolic process
Molecular function (GO): glutathione transferase activity
Source: RefSeq, a predicted model, not a curated record